GAAUGUGUGUGUUAGUUGAAGGUCUUCAUAUUGUAAAAAUUAUAGAAAAAUAUCUAGUUUUUUCCAAAAAUUCAAAAUUGCUCUUUCACUUCUAAGUUUUUGACAAAGUUAUGGAUAAAUAAGUACAUAAAAAGAAAUUAAAUAAAAGUUUUCAAUCUUUGAAAUUUUUUUUUAUACUUUUUUUUCUCGAUACUAAAAAUAAAACAAUAAUAUAAAUAAAUAUAAAAAAAACGCAUAAAAAAGAAAAAGCAUAUUGCAAAAAUGUCUGUUCGAACUAAAGUAUUAGGAUUAGUUGAUGUUAUUAUGAGAGUUCCGCCCCUCUUAGUUAUUGAUGAAAUACUUAAAAUAAGUAUGGGGCUCCCACUUGGCACCACCAGUACAUCAUCUUCUACAACGUCUGAAUCAUCAGCACUGGAUAAACAUACAUCAAUAGAUAUAGGAUUAAAUUCAAAUAUAACAGAUCUAUAUAAUGGAAGUAAUGAAGAUAUUGCAAAUAUUACAAGUAAAGUUGUGACAUCACCUAGGAACCUUAUGGAUGCAUUAACAUAUGAUCCUGAAUUUUAUUUUUAUGUAUCAUUAACAACAGCAAAAUUUUUAGUAUGUUUAUUUGGAAUUUUUAGCGCAGCAUGUAUAUUUAUGUUAUGGACACGCCAUCUUGUAAUAGUUUACAUGUUCAUAAUAUCAGUUGGAUUAAUAUUUCUUUCAUAUUGGAGUAAUGUGUCUGCUCUUGGAUUGAUUGAAAAUGGGCCUUGCAUAUUGGAAGACAUUUUAUCUCUUAAUAUGAACAGACUUUUAGAUCCUGGAGGUGUUGCAUUUGCUAUUUUGCCACAUUUGUUGGCACAGUGGUUCAUGGGAAUGUUAUUUGCCUAUUUACAUUUAGGUCCACGUCAUAAUUAUAUUCAAAAAAUAUUACCAUUUUGUUUCCUAAUGCCUUUAUUAUUAGCAAUGCUGCCUAUACCACGAUCAAUGUUAAAAGACACACCAGCUUUUGCAGCUGUAAUUCCAUUUAUACUAACUAAAAUAUCACUUUGGAGUAGUUCAUUUGAUGUUGGUAUUACUGUGUACAAUGGAUAUCAAUAUGCAAAAAACUUUGCAACAAAUUUUGGCCUUUCGGCAUUAGUAGAGGCGGAAUGGUUGCGUUUAAAUGUGCCAAGUGUUUUAAGAGCAUUUUGGACAAUAAGGCUUGGCCAUCAAUUAUUUUCUAUGAUAAUAAAUUCUGAAGCACAUUUAAGUUUUCUCUUAACCGUACAAAAUUUAUUAGUGAGUGGAUGUGAGACUUUAACUGCUGUUUUAGGAAUGACUAGCAUAAUAUCAAUGAUAUGCCAUUACAUAGGAAAAUUAUUUCAAUUUUUCUUAUUGUCAGAAGAUUUAGAUGAAGACCGUUCACUUGGAACAAUCUCUGCAAUUUUGUUUUACAUAUUAGCUCUUCAAACUGGUUUAACUUCUUUAAGUCCUGAUAAACGUUUUAUACGUUUAUGUAGAAAUUUAUGUUUAUUAGUAACAGCAUUAUUACAUUUUUUGCACAAUAUAGUUUCACCAAUUUUAAUGUCAUUGAGUGCUGCUAGAAAUCCAUCCAGAAAACGUCACGCUCGAGCAUUAAUUGUGUGUGCUUUUCUAUUAAUAGCGCCAAUGUGCCUUUUAACUGUUUUGUGGUCAAGGCACCCUCCAUCAACAUGGCUGUUAGCUGUUACUGCAUUUUCGAUCGAAGUGAUAGUAAAAGUACUUGUAAGUUUGGCAACAUAUACAUUAUUUUUAUUGGACGCACGGCGUCAAACUUUUUGGGAAAAACUAGACGAUUAUGUUUACUAUAUUCGUGCAUUUGGAAACUCAGUAGAAUUUUGUUUUGGAAUAUUUUUGUUUUUUAACGGUGCAUGGAUCUUAAUUUUCGAAUCAGCUCGAAAUGUCGCAGGCGGUGCUAUACGGGCGAUUAUGAUGUGUAUACAUGCAUAUUUCAACAUAUGGUGCGAAGCACGUGCUGGAUGGACUGUAUUUAUGAAAAGACGAACAGCUGUGCAUAAAAUUUCAUCAUUACCAGAAGCAACACCAGCACAACUAAGAUCAUUUGAUGAUGUUUGCGCAAUAUGUUAUCAGGAAAUGGCGUCAGCAAAAAUAACUAGAUGUAAACACUUUUUCCAUGGAGUGUGUUUGAGAAAAUGGCUUUAUGUACAAGAUCGUUGUCCAUUAUGCCAUGAAAUAAUGAUGUACACAGAGAAACCGAAAGCUGAAGAUGAAAACGGUGAUAAUGUUGAUAAUGCUGAAGAACUUCAACAAAUUGAAGAACCGAUGGCUUUUGAUUCCCCAAUCGUUCUACCUCAAACUGAAAAUUCUUCUACAAUUGAACGUAGAGAUAGUAAUACAAAUACUGGUUCAAUAGGUGGACCCAGCACAUCAUCUGUAGUACUUUCAAACUUACAGCUUGAUUUAGAACAAAUAAAUAAUCAAAAUUCUCUCAAUAAUAAAGUACUUAGUAGUAUACAAUCUUCAACAACGCAGUCACAGUUACAGCAACAGCAUUAUUUAUCGCAUAUUGAUAACGAAGUUGAAUAACUUAAUUUUAAACUUAUUAUAUAAAAAUAUUAAAUUAAAAACUAGCUAAAAUUCUACGCAUAAGAAAAUUUAAAAAGUAAAGUGUAAAGUAAAAGUCUUAUAAAUUCUCAAAAUUUAAUAUAACUUUUAGGCAAAUAAUUGUUAAAAAAUUUAGUUUCGAACAAAAUUACAAAAAAAAAAAACAGUCUAAAUCUUUGUGAAAAUAAAUUAAAUAUUUAAUUUGUAAUAAACUCCGAACGAGAUAUAAAAAUAAAUCAUGAAAAAUAUAGAAUGUAUAUAUUAUGUACCAAUAUGUAUGUAAGUAUAUGUUAUAUUAAAUCAAACAAUUCAAAAUUUGGUAUUUUUGUAAAAUAGAUUUAUUUCAACAUAAUGUUAAAAUAUAAAAAUUAAAUAACAAUAAAAAAAAUUAAAAUGUCUACAAUAGUUAUUAAAUUUUUAUUUGUUUUGAAAACCUAGUUGAAUCAUUGAAUUAAUAGCAGCAACGAAUUUUUACGGUAAGAAUUCGUUGCUGAUAUUAAUUACAUAACUAUCAAAUUUUGUUUAUUAAUUUCUCA
This is a messenger RNA of Condylostylus longicornis, 3101 nucleotides long. RefSeq names its product protein TRC8 homolog (gene Trc8). Lineage: Eukaryota; Metazoa; Arthropoda; Insecta; Diptera; Dolichopodidae. Bases 262 to 2547 code for a protein of 761 amino acids. Gene Ontology annotation, molecular function: ubiquitin protein ligase activity. Gene Ontology annotation, cellular component: endomembrane system; endoplasmic reticulum. Gene Ontology annotation, biological process: ERAD pathway. The transcript is spliced from 8 exons. The record is from RefSeq and is a predicted model, not a curated record.